Molecule: messenger RNA, 2276 nt
Organism: Lathyrus oleraceus (garden pea)
Lineage: Eukaryota; Viridiplantae; Streptophyta; Magnoliopsida; Fabales; Fabaceae
Product: probable WRKY transcription factor 14
Exons: 3
Coding region: 617-2131 (504 amino acids)
Biological process (GO): regulation of DNA-templated transcription
Cellular component (GO): nucleus
Molecular function (GO): DNA-binding transcription factor activity; transcription cis-regulatory region binding
Source: RefSeq, a predicted model, not a curated record
AAUUGUUAUCUUCAAAUCACCAUUCUUCCAUCCUUUUCCUCUUUCUUUUCUUUUUUCCCUCUUAAUUCAAAACUUACCCAAAACACAUCUUCAUAACAGUUGAUUUGAUUUCCCUAUAAUUAAUCACUUCAUUCAUACACAUGCAACUUCAAUAGUACUAUAUUUUCCAUCAUUAUUUACUUUUACCUAUAAGAGAAAAAAUCACUAGCCUACAAACAUUUUGACCCUUAAUCAUAAUAAAAUGUUGCUAAGUUGCAGAAUCAUAUACUACCUUAUUUAUAUAGAUUAAUAAAUCUCCCCACUCUGCAGUUGUGUUUAUUUAAUUAGUCUUUGCCAAUUAUUUUAUGUUAAAUUAAAUAAACUAUCUAUCUCUAUCUCUAUCUCUCCAUGUUGCGUAUGGAAAGGAGGUGUGAAAAGUCAGCGUCUCUCUUUCUCUUUCUAUAAACUCAUCUUUCUCUUUUUCUUUUGUUUCUUUCUUAUUAACAACACAACAAUCAGUUUCAGUUUCAAACCUGUCCCCUUAUUAACUUGCUUUUUCUUCCUCCUUAAUACCCAAAAUACCUAUAUAUGUGCUUGAAAACAUGAAUAACAAGAAACUCUUGUUUUUCAUCUAACUAUGUGUAGUAGUAGUAUCUUUGUGUCAUCAACAACAAGUAUGGACAAUUACCAAGGUGAUUUAACUGACAUAAUCAGAGCUACUUCUACUGCUACUGCUGCUGGAGCAUAUAGUACAAUAACUUCAUCAUCAUCUUCUGAACCUCUUUUGCAACAUCAUCAUCAUGAUAAUCAGUGGCAUCCUCAUCCUCAUCCUCAGCAUCAACCUAUGAGUUUCUCUAAUUCCAUUCUUGAAGAUAACAGAUCAGGAACAACCAACAACAUCAACAUCAACAUGAACAUCUUUGGUGAUCCAUUAUUCUCAACUUUAAGAGAUCCAUUUUUACAAGAGCUUGAUCAUAUACCUUCUUCUUCCUAUUUCAACAUCCCAACUAGUAUAAUUGAUGUUGCAGCUUCUGGUGUUAGUGUUACCACUUCAUCAUCUUCUUCUGCUUCUGCUUCUGUUUUUGCACUUGAUCAAGAUCAUCAUCAACAUCAUCAACAUCAUCAACAGCAUGAGAUGAUGAGAUCAGGUUCAAGGCCAUGUAAAAACAUAUUCUCAAACAUGAUUCAGAUCUCUCCUAGUGCAACAAAGAUAUCAAAUUAUGAAUCUUCUUCUUCAACCAUGGCACCUUCUCCAAGGCAAAUUAAACCUGUUGUUGCUGUUUCAACCAACAUCAAUAUUAAUGCUAAGGAUUCUCUUCUAGACAACACAGGAGGAACAGUUCAGAUCUCAUCUUCAAGGAAUAAUACAGGCCUUAAACGAAGGAAGAAUCAGGCAAAAAAGGUGGUUUGUAUUCCUGCACCAGCAGCUGCAAACAGUAGACAAACUGGUGAAGUUGUUCCUUCAGAUUUAUGGGCUUGGAGAAAGUAUGGUCAGAAACCCAUUAAAGGUUCACCUUAUCCAAGGGGUUAUUAUAGAUGCAGCAGUUCAAAGGGUUGUUCUGCCAGGAAACAAGUUGAGAGAAGCCGAACAGAUCCAAACAUGUUAGUUAUUACCUACACUUCAGAACACAAUCAUCCAUGGCCAACACAGAGAAAUGCUUUAGCAGGUUCAACAAGAUCUCAACCAUCCAAAAACAAUACUUCCAUGAAAAAUUCAGAAGCUUCAUCUCAACCACAAAAUGACACAACAACAACAAAGCCAAAAGAAGAACAUCAUCAAGAGAGUGAUGGAAAUGGAAAUGAUUCACCAGUUGUUAACAGUGUGAAGGAAGAGAAUAUGGAAGAUAUAGAGAAGUUGCAAAUUGAGAUGGAUGAAGGAGAUCAAUUCAAUGAUGCACUUUCUUAUAAACCUUGUUUGAUGGAAAAUAAUCAAAGUCAUGAGGAUUUUUUUGCUGAGUUAGAUGAAAUUGAAGCUGAUCCAUUAAACCUAUUGUUUAACCAAGGUUUUGGUGGUAAUUCAAGCAAUGAUAUUAUUCAUCAAAGAGAUCAUCAAUCCAAGAGUUUAGAUGCAUUUCAUCUCUUUGACUGGUCUGGUGACAACAACAAUACCAACAACUCAUUUGAAGAACCAAACAAAAGAAGGUUAUUAUGAAAACAAGACCUAGAAUUUAAAUGCAUGCACCUAGAAGAAAUCAAUAUCUUAUCUUUCUCACACAAAAAAAAAGGACCUAAUUUUCAAUUUUGCUUUUUAGUAUUAUUUGGUGGUGGUGCUAUACUAUUCAAGGUCAUGUUUGGCU